Darwinula stevensoni is the source of this 1187-nucleotide messenger RNA. NCBI's taxonomy places the organism in Eukaryota, Metazoa, Arthropoda, Ostracoda, Podocopida, Darwinulidae. The record is from the annotation of a GenBank genome assembly.
UCUUAUGUGCGCUGCUUGUCAUCCGCAUCUUUCUCAUACAUACCUUCCCACUACAAAUUGGUUAAAGGGUCCCUUGAAGACUUUCAAAAUGUAUGGGAGAGAUCUCAGAAGCUUGAAGACCAUGAUCAUAGACGGAAGUAUACCCAUGGAUGCAGACCUUUUCCUUAGUAAAUUGGUGCAAAAAGGCCUUAUUACAGAAGUGCAGGAAAUUGAACUGAAUGCAAAGAGAACCCGCAGGGCGAAGAUCGACGGAGCUUUUAACAUACUCUUUAAAAGAGAUCCCCUACCGACGUGCAUCACCCUUCAAGAGAUUCUGAAAGAAAUACACGGGGAUGGCAUCCAACAUCAGAUUCAGAGGGGGAGAUCCUCUUCCCUCCGGGAAUUCCAAUCUGAGAGGGAGAUGACCACGGAAGUGAAAGCUUUGACCAUCGCCAAGCAAGCCAUGAAGAACCAUGACCACUAUACUGGUUACAAACAGAGAACAGCGGUUGGAGAGAAUUCCUCCAUCAAGGGCAAUGGCGAAUUGGCGGCGAUGAUCGCGACGGCAUUGAGCUCUCACACAGGAAAGCCAUGGAACUGUAUCGUCAGCGACGGGAAGGGGAGCAGCUAUUUCGCAGAAAAAAGUCAUGGAGUUGUCCACGAUUUUCAGCUGGAUGACAAAUGCGUUACUCUUUGGAGAUGCUAGUAAUAGUUAGCGUUAUUUUGAAAUUCAAAUGUCAUGUAUGGGAUGAUACACCAUGUCGGACACAUCCGUCAUUGACAUGGCCUGUUAUGCUAUGUCAUGCUGACAUGGUAUAUCAUCCCACGAUACAUCAUGACAAAGAUGACGUGAUGGCCUACAAAGCCAGCACGCUCAAAAGCCGGGACCCUCAUAUUAGGAGGAUACAGGGCGUGGAUGGAAAGGAAUAACCUUCAACUUGGGAGGGAUAUUUCUUUAUGGAAACUUUGAUGAUUCUGCGGAUCCUGAUCCCCUCCAAUGAUAAAAAACCCAGAUAUUUCUUACUCAUUUUUUUUAUUCCUUAGAAUAUUUUAUUCAUCAUGAUCUAAAGGUACGGGAUGAUAUUAUACAUAUCAUUUCACCCUAAACGAAAAUUUUCGUUGUAGAAAUUUGGGACUGUAUUUUUCUCUGUAAUUGAAACAUGAUCUGAUCAUUAUGUGACUCUAGUUGCAACGUUCAACAUUUUACU